Babjeviella inositovora NRRL Y-12698 is the source of this 480-nucleotide messenger RNA. RefSeq lists its product as uncharacterized. The transcript has a single exon. Lineage: Eukaryota; Fungi; Ascomycota; Pichiomycetes; Serinales. Gene Ontology annotation, molecular function: phosphatidylinositol-3-phosphate binding. Gene Ontology annotation, cellular component: early endosome membrane; retromer complex. The record is from RefSeq and is a predicted model, not a curated record. Bases 1 to 480 code for a protein of 159 amino acids. Gene Ontology annotation, biological process: endocytic recycling; late endosome to Golgi transport.
AUGUCCAAACCAUUCACACCCAUUUCGUCCUUCCAGUCCACGUCCAAGUUGACACGAAAGAAGUUGGACGAUAUCUAUGCGGAGCCCGAAAACUUCCUAGAAAUCGAGGUCAGAAACCCACUUACCCACACCAGCGGCGGCAAUACGUACACCGACUACGAAAUCAUCUGCCGCACCAAUUUGCCUACAUUCCAGAACCGGGAGUCGGUCGUACGCCGGCGCUAUUCAGACUUUGAGCUUUUCAAGAAGAUUUUGGAGUCUGCCCCAGGCACUAGCACCCGGGUCAUCAUCCCGAGUUUGCCUGGGAAGGUUUUCACUAGCAAACGCUUCGACUUUGAGGUGAUAGAGAAACGCCGUGCCGGGUUGGAAAAGUUUUUGGUGGUGGUUGCUGGCCAUCCGUUGCUCCAGACCGGCUGUGGCAAGUUGCUCAGCAGCUUCAUCCAAGACGCCGGGGUCUGGGACAAGUACAGGAACUAUUGA